Stylophora pistillata is the source of this 6341-nucleotide messenger RNA. RefSeq names its product cytochrome P450 4F4. The record is from RefSeq and is a predicted model, not a curated record. Lineage: Eukaryota; Metazoa; Cnidaria; Anthozoa; Scleractinia; Pocilloporidae. Gene Ontology annotation, molecular function: oxidoreductase activity, acting on paired donors, with incorporation or reduction of molecular oxygen; monooxygenase activity; iron ion binding.
UCAAAGAUCGUGCGUUGUGCGGAAUUCGAAAGUAGUUGCUAGGAUGCGGAAUAUUCCCCGACGUUUUCUGCCAAGGGAAACCAAAAUUCCGCCGCCUCGUUCUCAGCGGAAACUCGUUAUAAAAACGUCUAGCUUGACCUCACACAUUACAAACAGUGUACGUUUACAAAGGCUUGCGAGCGACUUCCCUUUGCAAUAUCGUGGUCUGUUUCAAGGAGUCGCUUUUUCCAGCGACCAUACGGUAAUUGUUGGCGUUCUCGCUAAUCAAAGAUUAGUGUCAGCGGAGUACUCCCCACGCAAUCUUUCUAUCAGAAAUGUUUGAAGUGCUCGAGUGGCUCUCUGCAUCUUGGUCGCCGCUCUCCUUCCUGUUGUCUGUGUUUGUAAUCGCAGUCUUUAGUAUCACAGCUGCUUUCAUCUUUGUUCUGGGAAGAGCCUACACUCAUGUCCGUAACUUUGAUGGUCCACCAUGUCAUUUAAUCAAAGGACAUUUGGAACAGGCUACAUUUGAUGGUCAAGGGCUUCGUUUUCACCAAAAGUGUACAGAGCUUUACAAGACAGCUUAUCGUAUUUGGUUUGGACCUCUCAAAUCAGCGGUCGUUCUCUGUCACCCUGAUGCUGUGAAACCGUUGCUGAGGACCACCUUCAAAGACCGAACUGUCAGCCACUUAUUGGCUGCUUUUCUGGGUGUUGGUCUUGGUCUUCAAGAGGGAGAGAGAUGGAAAAAUACGCGGAGACUUUUGACCCCUGCAUUUCACUUCGAAACUAUCCAACCAUACAUCAAAAUUUUCCAAGAAUCUGCGGACGUUUUAUUGGCUAAAUGGGCAUCUUCCCCGAACAGUGAAGUGGAGCUCUUUCAUGAUAUAGAAUUGUUGACCUUUGACUCCAUCUUGAAAUGCGCCUUCAGUUACUGGAGUGACUGUCAAGUGAAAAGACCUGACUCCUUCAUGAGAGCGGUUCAAGAAAAUACUCAAGCGAUUAUGGAUCGGUUUCGGAGACCUCUGCACCAUUCGGAUUUUGUUUACAACCUGACUUCUGCGGGAAGAAAGUUCAAAAAGAAUACUGAGAUUGUUGGUCGCAAGGCAGAUGAAAUUAUCAAGAAAAGAAGGCAGGCUCUGAUGGAACGGCCAGAAGAAGAGGCUUUGAGAAGACAAGAGCAUUUUGACUUUCUCGACAUUCUUCUUGAAGCUAGGCGUGAUGAUGGACAGGGUUUAACAGAUGAAGAGAUUCGAGCUGAAGUUAGAACGUUCAUGUUUGCCGGACUUGAGACAGUGACAAGCGCAAUUAGCUGGAUCCUGUAUUGUUUAGCCCUCCACCCGGAGCACCAGCGGAAAUGCCGGCAAGAAAUUGAUUUACUUUUUGAAAAUGGAAAUGAUUUACAUCGAGGAAAUCUUUGCAAUGUUCCUCAUCUCAAGCUUUGCAUCCACGAAUCAAUGCGACUGUACAGUCCUGUCCCGAUUAUAUGUCGUUUAUCGGACAAGGAAUAUGAAAUUCAAGGAAGAACUCUUCCGUCAGGUACCUUUCUGUAUGUCAAUAUCUUUGCUCUUCAUCGUAACCCUCACAUUUGGAAAAAUCCAGAGGUUUUUGAUCCUCUAAGGUUCACGGAAGAGAAUAUCCAAAAAAGGCCUUCACACGCUUUCAUUCCAUUUUCAUCUGGAAGGAGAAACUGCAUUGGACAGAAUUUUGCAAUGACGGAGAUCAAGUCUACAAUAGCUAUGAUAUUGCAUCGGUUUGAGCUUACAGUCAGUAAAGAUUCAAUGGUGUCCAUGGACGACCUUCUCACAGUGCUCGCAUUACGUAGUAAAAAUGGACUAAAAAUCAACAUUAACCCAAGAGACAACAAUCAUAAUACACCAACAGUCUCUUUUGAACAAGCACACAUAAAGUGCUAACCAGACAAAAAAGCGUAUAUUUGUAAAAAGCUAAGUACUCCCUCUAAUUUCAACUACAUUCACGAGAGUCCCCGUGGGAUCAAAGCAAUACUACACACCAAAACGUCUAAUAAGCUAUUUAUUAUCCCACUGCUUUUCUUUUCUGCUAGAUGUUUCUGCUCAUUUCUCAUAAGGCAAGAAAAGCAAAGCGGAUAGAGAAACGCGGCGUGCGCACUUGACCGGUUAAACAGGUUUUUUUUUUUUUUACCGUGCAAAUAAUCAACUGUACAAUUCGCAGGAUAUUUGUACUCUCCUCGCGCGUUAUUUGAAUUUUUUUUAGAUGCAGUUGGGUAAUAAAUAAGAAUACAGUAAAGGGACAUUCAGGGAUUUUUUUUUCUUCAUUUCAAAGGAGAAGUUCUAAAUUUUAAUUAUCAGAAGUUAAGAAUGUUCAGAACCUUACAUCCUUUUUCAAAGCUCAACGGAGCAGGAAUCAAAGCAAGAACAAAAAUUUUUCAACUUCAAAGUAAUCAAAUGGUUACCUUUACUUAUUUAUUUUUGCAAAGCAUACGUGCUGUAAGCGUGGAAAAGAUAUUCUACUUAAAAUGGAUAUCACAUGUAAUGAAUGCCGAUAUCUGACCUCACUCACUCAAAGCGUCUUUUUAUCCGCUUUUGUUAAUUUAGUCUCUUAAAGGGCCUGUAAACCCAAGAAUACAUGUUUUUAUUAUUCCAUGUAAAAAGUGUCAUAGAAAACGAAUUUGCAAUUAGUUUUGCCCAAUUCGACUUAUUUGAGGAGAAAAUCGGCAUUUUAUACUGAAAUUUCACUUCCGGUGAAAACAAUAGAUAGAGAUGGUAACGUAAGCGGUGGAACUAAAAAUAUUGCGCAACACGGACUUCACAGUAGCAUUGGUAUGGCAGCUCGUUCAAGUAGCAGUAGUUUUGACGAUGUUUUGUCAGAGGGAAGGGACUCGAAUGCCUUAAACUUAUAUGACAGCGAUGGGGAUGACUCAGAACCUUUAGGAGAGUCUGGGCCACGUCCUUAUCAACAUGAGCCCGCGUAGAGUUCACCGAAACGAUCCGCACGAAGACAACACAUAGCGAUGCAGAUCGUCUCGGAAACACAGACUGGUAUUCAUUGUGUAAUUUAUUUGUUUUUGACCUGAAAACUUAAUAAAGCAAGUUUCCAAUCCAAAAGAAUGCGACAGAAGUUUUUUAACUUGAGCGUCCGUGGGUGUUUUAUAUAAAAUUGUCAAAGGUGCGAGUGUGGAACUUGUCAGCCAAUGCCGACAACACAUGAAAGUGUCGGUUGUGCGGAAAUCGGGCAAGUGUGGCAAAAGGUGGAGGAACAAAGGCCUGAAACCCAAAUGACUUGUAUUACUGAGUAUCCAGGUUUUCAAUCAACCUGCCUCGAUGUCUGGGUGCUGGAGACGGCCUAUUACGCGUACAGGCAGCAAUACGGUGCAGAUAAUCACACCCAAAACGAGUAAGCGAAAUUUUUUAUUUUAAUCUGUUUUUUAGAUCGAUUUGCUGGAGUUAUUUGUGCUAUUGAUUAAAUAACACAGUGCUAGAGCUAGUUAUUUUGCUCGCUCCUGGGAGGAAAUUUCGCUGCAUUGCCUACAGACUAGAUGGCAGAGCGACCCUGACAUUUUUGCCUAGAUAACCCCAGCACCAGCGAGCCAGCUGCGGUAAAUAAAAUCCGAAACACUUUUCCAGCUGAUUUUGGAACUUCUUACACUGGAUUAAAAUCGACAAACCUUUGACAGAAACAAAGGUACAUGUAAAUGCAGAUCAUCAUUAUUCAUGUCCUACAGCACUAGCGGUUGGUGCCUGUUCGAUAGGAAAUAUUUACAGUGCUUUCCUUCAUCUCCGAAGUAUUAUUGAUAAACAAGUUGUAACGUAAUUAUUUGCGAGGGUGGUCCUGUAUAUAUAUAAUUAUCGAACCUUUUUGUGUUUGCUUCGAUUGGAAAUAUAGAGAGAUAGUUUCGCUAGCUGAUCUCUGGAUCUUUUAAUUUCUAUUCAAAGUAAAAAAAUGUUUCUCUAAUGUCCUUUGAUUACAAAUUCACCGCUGUGUAAGCCGUGACACAAAUUCUCUAACUGCUACUUCUUUGCAGGGUUUCUCAAAGAAAGCAGCAAGCGGGGCUGGCAAAGAUUCUCUACGAAGAUUUUUUUUGACAGAGUUUUGUCUCUCCCACACUCGCCGUAGGUGUUUGUGGAAUAUUUAACCAACUAAAUUCCAGAUCGCAUUGUAUACCGACAUCAACGAACUCUUUCUUUAUACGUGUUUCGGUUUCCGGCAAAGGUUCAAACAGGUCAGUGUCUUUUUUGGGCUCAUCACUAGCUCCCUAACAACUGGUUUCCCCAUAAUCUUUUAACAGCUGAGAAAGAAAGGUGUUUUAAGAGAACCUAAAAUCUGGAGGUUUCCUCGUAAAUCAGUUCGGUACGCACCCUGUUAACUUCCAACUUUUGAAGAGCUCUACUUCUCCUCGGUCGUUUCUCAGUACGGUCAGUCACCUCUGGAUCUUCGCUGUCUGCUGAAUACAAAGGUCGCUUAUUUACCUCGGAAGAAUUUUUUUCUGGUAGGGCCUGAAUCGUCAGCGCAGCAACAGGAAGAAGUAGCUUUUGCUAGCUUUUAAAGACCCAUUUCGACCAUAUAGCUUUUCCCAUAGCAAUCGGGAGACAAAUGACUGCCACAGACAACAGAAUGUUUGGACCGCUGGUCAAAAUCGGCUCUUUUAACUUGAACAAAUUUAACCCAUUGUCGCUUCAAAUUUGCUUCUUUUGGAAAUUUAUGCAUUGUAUGCCCAGUUUUGUUUGAAUUACUACAAAACUGGACGACACAAUGCUUUACCAUUACGAAAAAUUUUAAUAUAAUCAACCAAAUUAUAAGUAAAAAAGUCGUGACUAGACCGGCAAACAGGGGCUGCGAAGGAGACUUGCACAUAUCUCACGCGAUCGUAAAAGUAAGCUUUUGACUUCAUUACAGGAGGGUUCUACCCGUGACGUCACAGGAAAGAUGGCGCAAUUCAAGAUGGUGAAUGUUUCGAAUUUGGAAGAGCUUUCUCAGGGUGAAAAUGGACUUUUGAGAAAAAAACGAAUUGCACAUUUGAAGUACUUUAUAUAUUUGCUAAACAGCAAUGUGAAAAGAAAAUGUACGAUUUUUGGGUUUACAGGCCCUUUAAGACGGGUGACUGUCAAUGCCCCGCACGACACAGGGAUCCCCAAAAAUCCAUAUUAGGUCACAGCAUUUAAUAAUAAUAAUAAUAAUAAUAACAAUAAUAAUAAUAAUAUAUUUAUAGAACGCUUUAACUAUUGGUCAAUAUUCAAAAGCGCUGUACAAUAAGAAUAUCAUCAAAUAGACCAAAAGUCACAAUUUAAAAGCCUUUUUAAAAAGAAAAGUCUUCAGUCUUUUUUUAAACACAGAAAUACUGCUACUAGAUCUAAUAGCCAGCGUAAAGAGUUCCAUAGAACCGGUGCAGCGUGGGUGAAAACGCGACCCCCAAAUGUAGAGCAGUUGACUCUGGGAACUGACAGAAGAAACUGUGAGGACAAAGAGAAUAGUUGGAUUCGGUUCUCAGAGACAGAAGAUCGUUAAUAUAAUCUAGAGCUUGGUCAUGUAAGGACUUAUAGACAAUUAGAAGCAGUUUGAACUGGACUCGCAACUCUAAGGGGAGCCAGUGUAGGUCAGCAAGAGCACAGGCGUUAUGUGGUCGAACUUAGACAAUUGAAAAACAACUCUAGCUGCUGCGUUUUGGACUUUCUGAAGGCGAUCGAGUUGAUAUUUAGGUUGGCCAAAGAGAAGGGCAUUGCAGUAUUCAAGGUGAGAGGAUACAAAUGCAUGACCAAUGUUUUUGUCGUGUUAACAUUGAGGAAUUUCCUAAUCUGUCUUAUUUUAUACAGACCGUGAAAAGCUUUACUACAGGUCUUGCCUAUAUGUAUAUUUAUACGCAUUUGGGCAUCGAACCAUGAUCCAAGAUUUGAGGAAGGAAAAGAAAUAUUUAAAUUUAUAUUUGUACACCAGAUAAGCUUGCCUAAAAAGUAAAAGCUUACGGCCAGACCUCUAGCCUUGAUCACAUAGUGCAAUUUCCUGAGAUGGCUCAUUUAACUAGACUGGUGUUUCAGUCCAGUUCAAUUAAUGAUAUUUGAACUUACCCUUGUUCCUAACUGGACCAUGUUCUGUUCCAUAUGUGCGUUACGAGAAUCUCGAUAGCCAUUUUACGGGUAACAGUUAUUUGACGCUUUAUUGUAUGACACAUUGCAGAUAGUAAAAUUGAACUUUUACGGUUGACAUGAAUAGCAUAACGACCGAAAGUUAAAAUUUGUCAAUUGUUACGCCUAACGUUCAAGCCCACUGAAACUCCGAUCAGCGCAAGACACGACUAGAAACGAAUGACUGAGCGUUUUCAAAAUAUCAUCAACCCAAUCACUUGUUGAAACAGUUUAAGUGUUUAUUAAAUUACAUGGCAUUCCUUGUCUUGA